Molecule: messenger RNA, 444 nt
Organism: Microthlaspi erraticum
Lineage: Eukaryota; Viridiplantae; Streptophyta; Magnoliopsida; Brassicales; Brassicaceae
Source: the annotation of a GenBank genome assembly
AUGGAUCAAACGGCGGAGGAGAAGCAGGUGAGAGAGAGAAUCAGAAAGAAAGUUAACCAAGUCAGUUCUGUUUCGCAGUCUCUUCUCUCUCCAAUUCAAGAUCACAUCAGUUUCACUCUUCAGAAAGCUUAUUUCAAAUGCGCGUACGAGUGCUUUGACAGGACAAGAACACACGCUGAGAUUAGCAGAUGCGCAGAGACUUGCAGUGUUCCAAUCACAAAUGCGCAGAACCAUUUGGGUAAUGAGAUGUCUGUCUUCCAAGAGAGGUUGAAUAGGUCUCUUGUGGUUUGUCAAGACAAGUUUGAGGCAGCUAAGCUCCAGAAGACGAGAAAUGAAGCGGUAAGUGAUUUGGAGCAGUGUGUGAACCAAACUGUUGAUGAGGCUGUCAAGACAUUGCCUAAUCUCGUCGCAAGAAUGAAGAAAGCUUUGUCAAUCAUUGACUGA